Molecule: messenger RNA, 1611 nt
Organism: Ilex paraguariensis (yerba mate)
Lineage: Eukaryota; Viridiplantae; Streptophyta; Magnoliopsida; Aquifoliales; Aquifoliaceae
Source: the annotation of a GenBank genome assembly
UCCACACCAAUGGCUUCCAAUGACCAAAUUAGCAAAAAACAUCUUCUUCUAAACCCAGAUGAAGCAACAUUUUUAGAGUUGUUUCGCAUCUUAGGUUCGAGUGAAAUAGAUGACAGAGAAUUUAUGAAGUGUCUCAAAGUGACAGAGACCAUGCUCGAGCGCAGAGGGAUCAUUUUUCUCUCCACCUUAGGGCAGACGGCUCUGCGAGCCGCGUCAGGUCCCAUGUCAUGGAUUGGAUCAACUGUUGGGUGGGGGCUGAACCUUCUGUCUGGGAAUACCAAUGCAUCGGAGAAAGAAUCAGACAAAUAUUUGUCAACUGUCGGGUAUUUGGACCCGAGAAUGGAUUUAGACAGCCUCAUCAGACCUGGAGAUAUCAGAUAUUUUCCGGCACUCUGCGCAAUGGCUUCCAAAAUAGCAUACGAGAAUAAAGCAUUCAUAAAAGCUACAGUUGAAGAUCGGUGGAAGAUGAAGCUAUUGGGCGCUUAUGAUUUUUGGAAUGAGUAUCAGGAGAAGCAUUCAACACCAUCUUUCAUGCUUCACGAUAAAAAUGCCAACCCUGAUAUGAUCGUGGUGGCAUUCAGAGGCACUGACCCCUUCGAUGCUGAUGCCUUUAGUACCGACAUCGAUAUCUCUUGGUUCAAGUUCGGGGAAGGCGCCGGAAAAGUCCAUAGUGGUUUUAUGAAAGCCUUGGGCUUACAGAAGGAUGAAACAUGGCCUAAAAUAGCCAAAAGAGACGAUAAUCACCCGUUAGCUUACUACACCAUCCGAGAGGAACUGAGAGAGAUCUUUCGGAAUAAUCCUUGGACGAAAUUCAUUCUGACCGGACACAGCUUGGGCGGCGCACUAGCAAUUCUCUUUUCGGCAGUGCUAGUGUUGCACGAAGAAUCAGAUAUAUUGAAGAGGGUGGAGGCAGUGUACACAUUUGGGCAGCCUAGGGUUGGAAACAAAAAGUUUGGGGAUUUCAUGGAAGGAAAGUUUAAAGAUUAUGGUAUUCGAUAUUUUAGGUUCGUUUACAGCCAUGAUAUCAUUCCUAGGCUGCCUUUUGACGACAACACGUUAAUGUUUAAGCACUUUGGGACAUGCCUCUACUAUGAUACCAACUAUGAGGGACAGAGAGUUGCUGAAGAACCAAUGCAGGACUACUUCUCCCUCCAAUCAUUUUUUACAAAGAAGAUAUAUGCCCUGAAGGAGCUGGGAAGAAGCUUUAUCAUUCCCUUCAAACAUGGACCAGAAUACAGAGAAAGUUGGCUCCUCCAAUUGUAUAGGGUUUUCGGAGUCGCCGCACUCGCUGGUUUAGUAGCUCAUGGUCCACAAGAAUACAUAAACGCAACCCGACUAGGAAAUGCUGAUAUAUUAACAUAGAUCGAAGUGGACCAAGAUCCAACGUAUGUAGAAUUGAAUAAAAAGGGGCAAGUAACUAGCUCCAAGUGAUCCUGUAUCUACUGGUAACAACUGAUAUGUGUGUGGGUGUGUUUGUGGUUUGUGUUCAGUAAAGUAUAGCUAAUUGUAAUAAAACAAUGUUGAAGCAUUCAACUUUACAUGUGCAAGAGAAAUUAUGUUAAUUGUUUGCACUUACUCGUAGUAUAUAGUUUGUCCUUUUCCAGAAUUCAC